Molecule: messenger RNA, 285 nt
Organism: Miscanthus lutarioriparius
Lineage: Eukaryota; Viridiplantae; Streptophyta; Magnoliopsida; Poales; Poaceae
Source: the annotation of a GenBank genome assembly
AUGGCCAACCGAGCAGAGGCCGCCGUCGUCGCCGCAGCAGACCGGGAGGGUCUCCAGAACCUCUUCCUCGACGCCGCACGCGUGCUGAUGCUGUUCGGCGCGGUGGCCACCGUCGGGAUCGGAACCCCCUCCGCCGACCCCAUGCAGGCGUUCCUCGGCCUUCUCCUUUGGCUGCUCGGCGUGUGCCUGCUGGCCCUGGUGGUGGUGCCGGCGGCAGGACGUUUCCCGCACGCCGCACUGCCCGCCGUCGCCAUCCUCAAGUACUUGUUCACUCUGUGGAACUAG